Drosophila grimshawi is the source of this 1678-nucleotide messenger RNA. RefSeq names its product transcription factor BTF3 homolog 4 (gene bic). Gene Ontology annotation, cellular component: nascent polypeptide-associated complex; cytosol. The coding region runs from base 121 to 666 and encodes 181 amino acids. The transcript has 2 exons. The record is from RefSeq and is a predicted model, not a curated record. NCBI's taxonomy places the organism in Eukaryota, Metazoa, Arthropoda, Insecta, Diptera, Drosophilidae.
GUUAUACAUACUGCUUUGCCAUUUUUAUCAUGGCGAUUUCUUUUUGACAUUUGACUACAACUGGGCGCACGUGUUUUUUUUCGGGCUGAAAUCUGUGCUAAAUUAAAUAGUAAUAUCAAAAUGAAUCCCGAGAAGCUGAAGAAGUUGCAGGCGCAGGUGCGCAUUGGCGGCAAGGGCACCCCACGUCGCAAGAAGAAGAUUGUCCACUCCACCCCCGCAACCGAUGACAAGAAGUUGCAGUCGUCGCUGAAGAAACUGUCGGUGAACACCAUACCCGGCAUCGAGGAGGUGAACAUCAUCAAGAACGACGGCACCGUCAUCCACUUCAACAAUCCCAAGGCGCAGGCAUCGCUGCCAACGAACACGUUCGCCAUCACCGGCCAUGGCGAGAACAAGACGAUCUCCGAGAUGCUGCCCGGGAUUUUGACGCAAUUGGGCCCCCAGGACAUUAACCAGCUGAAGAAGAUCGCAUCCGAAAUUGCCAACAAGAGCAGCGCUGCUGGUGGCGCUGCAGCUGCUGGUGUUGGUGGCGCAGCUGCUGCUGCUGCUGCGGAUGCUGGUGACGAUGAUGUCCCCGAUCUGGUGGAGAAUUUUGAGGAGGUCGCCAUUGCCGGUGCCAGUGCUGAGCAGGCCAAGAAAUCUGGUGAAGUUGCGGCAUCUGCCUAAACCCACAACUACAACCAAAACACACACAUACAUUUUAACAGCACACACAUACACACAAACAAAACGAACGAAUAGGAGUAGGGAGAAGGAAGUGGACGAAAACAUACAAGUACUUCUUCUUUCAAGUUGGGGGUCAUGUCACACACACACUAAUAACAAAAAAAUACAAAAAAUAAAGGCAUCCAAGUGAGCUCUAAGAAACAACACAGAAAACAAACAUAAAAGAUAUAAUAACUAUAUUAAUAUAUUAAGGGUAUUUUCAAAACUUAAAACGACAAAAAUACUAGUUUAUAGCUGGAAGCGCGCUUAAGCGAUAUUAUGUACAACAACAAAUAUAUAUAUAUAUAUUAUGUAUUUUCAAGCGAUAAAGCACGUUUCCACUACAUUCACAGACACACACACACGUUCAGCGCAUUCUCUUGUUUUUUGCCUCCCACAAAAGAAAACAAGCAAACAUUUACAUACACAUAUAUAUACAUAGUUUUACAGUUUUUACGUUUCCAAUAUUGUAUAUGAUGAGUGCAUGCACACAUACACACACUUAUAUAUGUAUAUUCAAAGUGAUGCGACAAAGACAAACACUCCAGAAUAAGUCAUUGCCAGUUGUGUGCGCGGGAGCAGCAGCAACCAUUUGUGAUGAGAGAGCGUGUUGAAUAUAUAUUUUUAGCAUAAGCAUUACUCUUUCCUCCUACUCCUCCUCCUCCCUCAGCCCACAUAUGGAAUACAUAGGAACACAAUAUGUAAGAAGAAAGCAGAAGCCUUGCUAAGAGUUUUAUUUGGUAACCGUUUCACAAACCCGCCGCCAACUAAAAACCGAUUCAUUUCUCACCCGAUCUGGAAAAUAACAUUUGAUUUGUAACAUUGGGAAACAAACCGUUGGAAACAAGACUCUUUGGAUGGAAAUUACAAUGGAUGCAAAUCGAAAUUGUACCAAAAUUGUUAAAAACAUUUUUAUAAUUUGUAAACUAUUUUUUUAGACUAUCAUACACAUUAAAAAGAACUGUAAAAAAUA